Molecule: messenger RNA, 2013 nt
Organism: Cucurbita moschata (crookneck pumpkin)
Lineage: Eukaryota; Viridiplantae; Streptophyta; Magnoliopsida; Cucurbitales; Cucurbitaceae
Product: putative disease resistance protein RGA4
Exons: 3
Coding region: 220-1851 (543 amino acids)
Biological process (GO): defense response to other organism
Molecular function (GO): ADP binding
Source: RefSeq, a predicted model, not a curated record
AAAAGGAUUACGCAAUCUAACACCUUCAAAUUCAGUAUAAGAAUAAGAAGAAGAAGAAAUCUCAUUCGAAGUUAUUGGAAACAUUGCAAUGGCGGAAUCAAUUCUAUACAAUAUUGCGGCACCCUUGUAACCAAAUUGGGCUCUCCUGCACUCGCUGAGUUUCAAUUGCUUUGGGGCCUCGAGGAUGAGCUUACCAAACUCAAACAUACCAUUGAAGCCAUGGAAGCUGCGCUUCUUGAUGCAGAGGAGCAACAGUUCAAGAACCAUGAAAAGAAGAAUUGGAUUUCAAGGGUCAAGGAUGUUUUCUACGAUGCCGAUGACUUGAUUGACGAGUUUGCUUAUGAAACCUUGAGGCGGCAAGUUAUAGCCGAAAGUAGAAGAGGGGUGAAAGAGGUACGCGAAGUUUUGUCUAUGCCUCAUCAUAUUGCAUUUCGUUUUAAAAUGAGUCACAGAAUUAAAGAUAUUAGAGAAAAACUGAAUGCUAUUGAUGUCGAUAAAACACAAUUUCAUUGCUCGAAGAGUGUUAGAGAUACUCGAAUUGAUGAGCUGAGGGAGACUCGAGAGACUUACUCUAUUAUACAUGAUGAUGAAGUGGUUGGUAGGGAGGACGACAAAAAAGCAAUUAUGGAUCUUCUGUUAGAUACAAAUAUUGAAGCCAAGGAGAAUAUUGCAACGAUUGCCAUAGUUGGAAUGGGAGGAUUGGGAAAGACCGCACUUGCACAAUCUGUCUACAAUGAUGAGAACACAACAAAACAUUUUAUGUUGAAAUUAUGGGUGUGUAUUUCGGAACAGUUUGAUGUGAAUGUUAUUGUUCAAAAGAUUAUAGAGUCUGCAACAGGAAAGAAGCCUGAGAUCCUUCAAAUAGAGUUUUUACAAAGUGAACUUCGAAAGCAUAUUGAUGGGAAAAAGUACUUGCUCAUCAUGGAUGAUGUGUGGAAUGAAAAUUACGAGAAAUGGGUUAAGCUUAAAACAUUGUUAAAGGAUGGUGCAAAAGGUAGUAGAAUAUUGAUCACAACACGUCAUCAGCGAGUUGCAGAGACUUUUGAUACAAUUUUAUCUUAUGUUUUAGGGCAAUUGGACUAUCAAAGCGCUUGGCUAUUGUUUAAAAAAGUGGCUUUCAGAGAUGAGAAACCAGAAAAAGAACUUGCAAAUUCAGAUAUAGUCAAAAUUGGAAAGGAGAUUGUGGCAAAGUUAAAAGGCCUUCCUCUUGCAAUAAGAAUCAUAGGAAGUCUUUUGUAUGCUAAAAAACCAGAACAUCAUCUUUGGUUGGCUUUCAAGGAUAAAGAGUUUUCUCGAGUUUUGGAGCAAAGAGAAGAGGCACAAUUCAUGCUAUCAAUAUUGGAGCUCAGUUAUAAUCAUCUUCCAUCGAGUUUGAAGCAAUGUUUUACAUAUUGUUCUUUAUUCCCCAAAGAUUAUAUCUUUCAAAAGGAUGAUAUGAUAAAGCAAUGGGUGGCGCAAAGUUUCGUUCAAUCAAUUGGAACAAUUGAGCCAAAUGAUAUUGGAGAAGAUUAUUUCAUGGAAUUAUUAUCAAGAUCAUUCUUUCAAGAUGUCACAAGAAAUGAGAUGGGUGACAUAGUAGAGUGUAAGAUGCAUGAUUUGAUGCAUGAUCUUGCUUGUUCAAUAAUGAAAAAUGAAUGUGUUUCUAUGGAAGUGAAUGAUAGGGUGGUCAUUGAAAGAACCAGACAUAUCUCAAUUUACCGUAAAUUCGGUAUAAAAUUGGAGUCCUUGAAAUUAUUGUUUGAGGCAAAAAAUUUGAGGACAUUAAUUAUUGAUGCUCAAUGUCAAGAUUGCCAUAGUUGGAAUGGGAGGAUUGGGAAAAACCGCACUUGCACAAUCUAUCUACAACAAUAAGAACGAAAUGGAACAUUUUAAGUUAAAAUUAUGGGUGUGUAUUUCAGAACAGUUUGAUGGGAAGGUUAUUGUUGAAAAGAUUAUAGAGUCUGCAACAGGAAAGAAGCCUGAGAUCCUUCAAAUGGAUUUGUUGCAAAGUGAACUUCGAAAGCAUAUUGAUGG